GAGUGGUGGUAAACUAUUCGCUUUUGUGUAGUUUUGCCAAGUCGGGGACGGUCCGAAUUAGACCGACUACAUGUGGUUUGUUGUGCGUGUGUCAAAAGUGUCGUGAACUUGUCGAUUUAGCAUUCGAAAGUGUGCAAGCGUUUCGCGUUUUGUUCAAAAAGUGUGUAAAAUGUCAGAUGUGGCGCGGAGCGAGUGGCGCGGGAACGCGGCAUUUUUUAGAUUCCGAUAGGAUUCGAAAGUUGAAACUGCAUGUUUACGAACGAUGCAUUUGUACGUGUUUAAGCGUUAAUUUUAGUACGAAGCUGUGAUUUAUUUUUAUCGUGGGAAAACUGUGACAAAAUGAGGCGUACGGGAUUGUGUAUUUUUGACGCGGCGCUAUGGUGCUUCGUGGUGUACCUCCUGGGACACAUGCCGACCAUAGAGAUGAGAGUGGACGAGCUCGAGCAAGCGGCACAGAAGUACAGAAGUCCAGAGCCAGUACCAGCAUCCACACCAGCACCCAUAUACCCCAAGCCCAACAUGAAACUGGGGAAGUGUUUCCACUUGGACCGUUCCCAGUGCCCCACCAAGGAGCUACGCUGUGACACAGUGGACCCUACUUCUGUGUUCUGCUGUGACGUGGACAGUUUCACGCUGAAAGAAGGCCUUACCGCUUAUAUGAAACAGAACAUAACAAAUCUCCACGUCCUGAACGCCACCAUAACGGAGUUGGACCUGUCUCAGUCUGUGUUCCGACGUCUGGCGUCCAUGGCGCUUACCGACGGCAACAUCGGGCAGAUAGUUGGUCAGUUCCCAAAGCACUCCUCAAUCGCCUGCCUCAACAUCUCCAACAACAACCUAACAACAGCCAAACUGCCGACCACCCUGCGGCCGUUCGCGUACCUCUUCAACCUCACCGUGUUGGACGCGUCGGCGAACAACCUGACGGAGUUCCCGCUCAGCCUGGUGCAGAGUAAUCGGAAGAUAUUUAUAGAUAUGUCAGGGAACAACCACAUGCCGUGCAAAGAGUUCCAAAUGGCUAUGGACAGCAACAAUUCUCUAGUGACGUUCCUGAACUACAACAAAACGUAUUGCGUGCGGGAUAUUCGCUUCAGCGACAGGCAGUGGUUCCAAGAGAAGUCGUUUCUGCAAAUUGACCAUCUUAAAGUUCAAAAGGAGCUGACUACUAUCUGCCGCAACAUCAAGCCUCUGGACGCGAACUGCACUUGCUUCCUGGAUAGACUGGAACUGACGCACCUGGAGUACAUGGUGACGGUGGACUGCACGCAGCGGCACCUCAAGGUCAUGCCGACGGAUCUGCCGCCGAACACUUGGAAGCUGAACGUGUCUUAUAAUAAUAUAACGAGCCUAGAAGUGGUCGGCGACGACCAGUCGUACGAGCUUCUCAAGGUACUCAUAGCAGACCACAACGAUAUAGAGAACAUUGGUCCGCUGGAGGGGACCAAGUUCGCUGACAACUUCAUGUUGUUCUCAAUCACGCACAACAAGCUGAAGAAUAUCCACACGUACAUGCUGUCGAACAUGUUCGACAACCCGGGGUCCUACAACACGUUCCUCAUUGGCGGUAAUUACAUCCACUGCGACUGCAACACUGAGAAAGUCAUCAAACCAUGGCUAAUAGAAGUCUCAAAAACCAUCCUCGACUACAAAGAGCUUUACUGCGAAGACAACAUGGGCCCAGUUGUAGAACUUAAAGAAUUCCAAGUAUGCCACACUCCUAGAGACUGGACCGACUAUAUCUACUACAUUAUCACUCUAGAAGUUUUAAUUCUAGUGCUUCUAAUUAGUAAAGUAUCUUACGAUUACUGGAUCUUCAAGACGGCGGGCUAUUUGCCGUGGCCGGCUAAUAAGAUGCCGCGUCUGCCCUGUGAUUGGCUGUGUGAGUGACGCGCUGAUUGGUGGAUAUUGGUGCGAUGUGAUUGGCUCGCGCGUGGCAGGUCCAUGCGUUUGUCUGGAGUCUCAGAGGUUUAAGUUUUCCAGUCAAAAAACGACCUUGAGGAUUAAAAUAUAUAA
This is a messenger RNA of Cydia amplana, 2013 nucleotides long. It is a transcript of the gene hfw, whose product is annotated as protein halfway. The record is from RefSeq and is a predicted model, not a curated record. The transcript has 10 exons. NCBI's taxonomy places the organism in Eukaryota, Metazoa, Arthropoda, Insecta, Lepidoptera, Tortricidae. The coding region runs from base 340 to 1887 and encodes 515 amino acids.